AUGGCCUCCGAACCAACGGAGGAAGCUAUUGCGAACUUCGUGAGCUUCACCAGCUCAACCCGCGAACAGGCAAUAAGCUUCCUCAAGGCGAAUAACUUAAACUCGAACCAAGCCAUAAAUGCCUAUUUUGAAGACCCCACGGGCCCUCAGACGCAGGUGACGUCCUGA
Molecule: messenger RNA, 168 nt
Organism: Aspergillus neoniger CBS 115656
Lineage: Eukaryota; Fungi; Ascomycota; Eurotiomycetes; Eurotiales; Aspergillaceae
Product: ubiquitin-associated-like domain-containing protein
Exons: 2
Coding region: 1-168 (55 amino acids)
Molecular function (GO): protein binding
Source: RefSeq, a predicted model, not a curated record